This is a messenger RNA of Hipposideros armiger (great roundleaf bat), 1083 nucleotides long. It is a transcript of the gene AIPL1, whose product is annotated as AIP like 1 HSP90 co-chaperone. The transcript is spliced from 6 exons. Gene Ontology annotation, molecular function: peptidyl-prolyl cis-trans isomerase activity; protein binding. The record is from RefSeq and is a predicted model, not a curated record. The coding region runs from base 82 to 1068 and encodes 328 amino acids. Lineage: Eukaryota; Metazoa; Chordata; Mammalia; Chiroptera; Hipposideridae.
AAUCCCAGGUCUCAGCCUGAGCGCCAUCUUCCCAGAGAGAUUAUCUCAGUCUAGGCUGGACGUCUUCCUCCACCCAGAACCAUGGAGGCUGCUCUGCUCCUGAACGUGGAAGGGAUCAAGAAAACCAUUCUUCAUGGGGGCAUGGGGGAGCUCCCAAACUUCAUCACCGGAUCCCGAGUGACCUUUCAUUUCCGCACCAUGAAAUGUGACGAGGAGCAGACGGUGAUAGAUGACAGCAAGCAGGUGGGCCAGCCCCUGCACAUUAUCAUUGGGAACAUGUUCAAGCUGGAGGUCUGGGAAAUCCUGCUAACAUCCAUGCGGGUCAGCGAAGUGGCUGAGUUCUGGUGUGAUACCAUCCACACGGGGGUCUACCCCAUCCUGUCCCGGAGCCUGCGUCAGAUGACAGACGGCAAGGACCCCACCGAGUGGCACGUGCACACAUGCGGGCUGGCCAACAUGUUUGCCUACCACACGCUGGGCUACGAGGACCUGGACGAGCUGCAGAAGGAGCCACAGCCUCUGAUCUUCGUGAUUGAGCUGCUACAGGUGGAGGCCCCGAGUGAAUACCAGAGAGAGACCUGGAACCUGAGCAACUCAGAGAAGAUGCAGGCGGUGCCCAUUCUGCAUGGAGAAGGAAACCGGCUCUUCAAGCUGGGCCGCUACGAGGAGGCCUCCACCAAGUACCAGGAAGCCAUCGUCUGUCUGCGGAACCUGCAGACCAAGGAGAAGCCCUGGGAGGUGCAGUGGCUGAAGCUGGAAAAGAUGAUCAACACCCUCAUCCUCAACUACUGCCAGUGCCUCCUGAAGAGGGAGGCGUACUACGAGGUGCUGGAGCACACCAGUGACAUCCUUCGGCACCACCCAGGCAUUGUGAAGGCCUACUAUGUGCGGGCCCGGGCUCACGCAGAGGUGUGGAACGAGACGGAGGCCAAGGCAGACCUGGAGAAGGUGCUGGAGCUGGAGCCCUCCAUGAGAAAGGCGGUGCACAGGGAGCUGAGGCUGCUGGCUGGCCGCUUGGAGGAGAAACGCGAGGAGGAGCGGCUUCGCUGCCGGCACAUGCUGGGCUAAAGCGCGUGCGCUGGG